CAUUUUGAGCGCCAAAUUGGCAUGUGACCGGACAGCAGUGCAACGGGACACAGCUUCGAACGAUGCCGAUUCACGUUCGCCUACUCAGCGGUCGGACGGCCUCGGUUGACUGCAACCAGAAGAACUUCGUCUACGACUUGCGCUGCACAGCUGAAAAGGAGCUGGGAGUUGGCAUUGCAUCUCUUUCAAGUCGAAGUAAAGUGCUGAGCGGAACAUCCACUCUGGCUGAAGCGGGUCUUCAAGAUGGCGAUACAGUCAAUGCACUUGUGCGGCGGCCUACGUUGACAUCGAAUAUACGAUCACCGACGUUUGUGCUGAUUGAAGCUGAUGGCAGUUUACUCGCUUGGGGGGCACAGACCGCCUGGCAACCGCCUUGCUUUCAGCAAGCCGCUUCGUCGGCUGAGGGCACGUGGGCAGCUGUGCGAGAGAUUGGAGAUGUGAUGACGUGGGGUGAACCCAACCAUUGCGACAUACGCCUGGUCCAGGAUCGUCUCAGAAAAGUGCAGGAAGUGGUGGCAACAGGCCAUGCAUUUGCUGCACUCACAGAGGAUGGUGAUGUAGUCACCUGGGGUCACAUUGUGAGUGGCGGAGAAAGCGUUUCGGUCCGAGACAAACUUCACGCAGUUCAGCAGAUUUCUUCAUCAAUGCAUGCGUUUGCUGCUGUCCGCCGGGAUGGAACAGUCGUCACGUGGGGUGAAGCUGAGUCUGGUGGUGACAGUAGCAAAGUGAAGGAUCAAUUGCAGAGAGUGAAGCAGGUCAUUGGCGCGGACACCGCUUUCACAGCUGUCCGAGUUGAUGGGACAGUGGUGACCUGGGGUGAUGACGCUGGUGGUGCAGACAGCAGCGAAGUACAGAGGGAUCUUUUCGCCGUGAAGCAGGUUGUCGCGUCGUUUUAUGCAUUUGCAGCUGUUCGAAAAGAUGGUUGUGUCGUCACAUGGGGUGAUGCAGCAGCUGGCGGCGAUAGCAGCACUGUGCAGGAUCAACUCCAUGAAGUUCGACAGGUCACAGCAUCGUCCUAUGCAUUCGCAGCUGUUCGACAGGAUGGAACUGUGGUCACCUGGGGAGACGCAGCUUGUGGUGGCGAUAGUAGUGCAGUCCGAGAUCAGUUGCAAGGUGUCAGAGAGAUUGCAGCGUCUUCCCAAGCGUUUGCUGCUAUCCGAGAUGAUGGAAGUGUUGUUACCUGGGGAAACAAGGCUUCGGGCGGAGACAGUCAACGAGUUCAGCCGCAGCUUCACUCAGUUGAGCAGAUCCAAGGCUCAAGAGGUGCCUUUGCAGCACUGCGAGAAGAUGGCGAGCUGAUCACGUGGGGUCAUGCUGCGUUUGGCGGCAGUGCACCCCCAGGUCGGAAACCGGCGGGUCGUUUGAUUGAUGCGGCCUGAGCCGUGCAACGGUUCACAGAGUGUGGUGGGUGGAAGUUGACAGUGCGAAGUUAUUCCAGUGCAAGAUGAUACUGCCAGGAAGCCUUUUGGACCUUAGCUUUGGCUUGUAGUGGAUAGUUUAGUCUUCAUUCACUUUCAUCAACACACUCAACCACUACAGCCAAAAGAACCCGGGCGAAAUGCAGACAAUGUGCCAGUGUUGUGAAAGGUUCAGGGUGUCUUGGCGCAAACACAAUUUCAAAGAGAAGGAUCAAAA
Messenger RNA from Cladocopium goreaui, 1635 nucleotides. The record is from the annotation of a GenBank genome assembly. NCBI's taxonomy places the organism in Eukaryota, Dinophyceae, Suessiales, Symbiodiniaceae.